CAAACCUUACCCAAAAAUCUAGGACCACCAGAAAUUCUCGUCCGGGUAGGAUGCAGCUCUUGUCUGGAUCCGAUUUCUUCGGAUCCGCAGACAGCUUAGAUUUCCAAACUAAUGAGACCAACGAACCAACAGAGUUCAAUCCCACCCGAGAUCCCCAAAACCCUAAAACCCUAAAAAAAGGGUCGCUCCUUUUUCUCUUCUCCCCCGAAAGCGAUCCUUUUCUCUUCGCCAGGAUCUCGAAAUCUCAAUACAUGUGCUAUAUCAAAGCCCUAGUGCUCGCCCAAUCCCUCAAUUCCCCGAAAAACCCUACUCAAAUCUUCCUUUUCUGCUUAGAUUUUUACUAGGAAAUGAAGCCCCUUUUCGCCUGCAAUGAGACCGCUUCUUCAACUUGGGCGAAGAACCGGUCAGAGCUUUCUCCUCUCACGUCUCAGAACCCGGCCUUGUUUCAAUUUCUGCAGCAAUGGGGAUCGAUCCAAUGAUGAAGAAAAGGAAAGAUCCGAUUUUGAUCGUAACUACGACGAUACCCUCCUCAGUCUCCCUCCUUUCAAAGAGCACGAGGAGGAGUUCACCCCCCGCCGGAGAUUUUUCAGAAACAUCAAGCUCGAAGCUGAUAAAAUCUUUGAGAUUUUGCAGCAAGAUGGGCCGGGGUUCAACACGAGAUCAGCCCUCGAAGAGCUCAACCUGAAAGUAUCAAAUGCUCUAGUUAGAGAAGUUCUUUUGCAAAUUUUGAUAUCUAUCAAUGAUGCCAAUAAGCUUCGAUGCGCGAAGCUCGCUUAUAAAUUCUUCACUUGGUCGGGUCAGAAAGAGGAUUAUAAGCAUACUUCCAAUGCCUACAAUCUAAUCAUAAAGAUUUUUGCAGAGACUGAAGAAUUGAAGGCAAUGUGGAGAUUGGUCGAUGAGAUGACCGAAAAUGGUUUGCCGGUUACUGCUUAUACUUUCAAUUUACUUAUUUGUUCUUGUGGUGAAGCUGGUAUGGCCCGAAAAUUAGUAGAAAGGUUUUUGAAGUCGAAAACUUUUAAUUAUAGGCCUUUCAAGCAUUCGUUUAAUGCGAUACUAUACUCAUUAUUAACAGUGAAUCAAUUUAGAUUGAUUGAAUGGGUUUAUCAGAAGAUGGUUUUAGAGGGGCAUUCACCCGAUAUCUUGACUUAUAAUGUGAUUAUGCGAGCAAAAUACAAGUUGGGCAAGCUCGAUCAGUUCCAUACGAUACUCGAUGAAAUGGGUAAAAAUGGGUUUGCUCCUGAUUUGCAUACUUUCAAUCUUUUGCUUCAUGUGCUUGGAAAAGCCGACAAACCUUAUGCUGCACUUGAAUUAUUGGAGUAUAUGGAUCUUGUCGGUUGUAGUCCGAGUGUACUCCAUUUCACUACACUCAUUGAUGGGCUCGGUCGUGCAGGGAAUCUUGAUGCUUGCAAGUAUUUCUUUGAUAUGAUGCUUAAAAAAGGGUGCAAGCCUGAUGUUGUGUGUUAUACUGUAAUGAUAGCAGGAUAUGUAGCUGGUGGUGAAUUUGACAAGGCUUAUGAACUGUUUAAUGAUAUGACAAUAAAAGGUCUUCUGCCUAAUGUUUUCACGUAUAAUUCGAUGAUUAAAGGGCUUUGUGUUUCUGGGAAAUUCGACGAGGCUUGUUCUAUGCUGAAAAGUAUGGAUAGUAGGGGAUGUACUCCGAAUUUUUCUGUGUAUAGUACGUUGGUAUUGAAGUUAAGAAAUGCUGGUAAAGCUUCAAAAGCCGAUGAAAUAAUCAGUUUUAUGGUGGAGAAGGGACAUUAUCUCCAUUUAGUAUCGAAGUUUCGAGGAUAUAGGAGAUGCUGAUGGAAAAGACUGCAUAAAGGAAACCUGUUGUUCUCUUAUUAAGACUUUUUCUGCCAAAAUGGUAAGAAUCAUUGCUGAGCAAUCUUGUCUUUCAUUCUUAUAAAUAUCUUGUGACUACUAUAUGAUCUUUUUUAAUCAAAGAAGCCAAAAAGGAAUGUUGCCUGUAUUGCAUUAGUGGCAUACAGUAAGUCAAGCACCUGUCGGAAGAAGUAAUGCAAUCUUCAUAUGUAACUACAUCAGGGCUGUCAGGGCGUAUGUUGUAAAAGCUUCACAGUUCGGUGUAUAUAUUGCUAUUUUGAAUUCGGCGACAAACAAGUUCUACAUCACAGAUCCUGUCACUGGAUUGGAUAUAAUCAAAAAGCAGGAAAUUUUGGUCUUUUGAGAUUUUCGAUGUCAGAGAUGAGAAGUUUGGAUCAAUGAUAUCGAGCCCCUAGCCCUCACUUUCUCUUAUGUCUUAUUGUUGCUUCAAGGACUCUAGAGGGAAGCCUUGCCUCGCAUUGAAGAACGAUACAGGCAGUUGCUUUGGAAUAUAGACUAUGAGAGAUUAUUUGAAUGAUACAUGGGUCAAAGAGUAUGUAAGUUCAGUGGCAGUAUGCUGUCAGGUUUACACGGUUAUAUUUGUGUUCCAGGUAUAGUAGAUGAAGAUUUUAUCUUAACGUUCUGUGAUGAAAGUUUUAUUGGCAUGCUAUAGUUAUAAUCCUUGUAGUAAAGUUCUGCUCAAACUGUUCGAUGGAGCUAUGGAUAUUGUUGUUUAUGGGGAAAGCUUUAUUUCGUCAGAAAAGUUGUUGAAGGUAUCUCCAGAAGAUGUAUAGAGGAUGGAGAUGAGAAAUGCAGGCAUAAUGUUGCAUCAUGCAAUUUAUCGAUGCUAUGUUACAUUGUUGCACAUGGCAUGUAAAUUUUGAUGUCAAUUAGAAAUUUCUUUCCUUGAAAAAAACAAGCAUCAAUAGGGUAAAACUCUGUUCAGGCAUCUAUUGUCAAUAGAGCAUAUUUUUGCAUCUAAUAAUCUUGUAAGUUGUAUUUUUAACCUUUUAUUGCCAUAAUUUUGUUGUAACUGAAAAUCUUAGUUCAGAUACAUGUAGUAUGUUGGUAUAGUUUUUGUGUAUAGUAUGUUGGUAUCAAGGCUGCGAAAUGAAGGAAAAGCUUCGGAAGCCGAUGAAAUAAUCAGUUUUUAUGGUGAAAAGGGACAUUAUCUCCAUUUAGCAUCGAAGUUUUGAGGAUGUAGGAGAUGCUAGUGGAAAAGAUUGCACAAAGGAAACCUGUUGCUCUCUAAUGAAGAAUUUUGCUGCCAAAAUUGUAGAGAUCAAUCAUUGUUGAGCAAUCUUCUGUUUCAUUCUUGUAAGCUGUAGUAUCUUGAAACCAUUAUACAAUGUUUUUAAGGAUUUGAAUCAAAGAAGCCAAGGGAAAGUUACAUA
Molecule: messenger RNA, 3215 nt
Organism: Asparagus officinalis (garden asparagus)
Lineage: Eukaryota; Viridiplantae; Streptophyta; Magnoliopsida; Asparagales; Asparagaceae
Product: pentatricopeptide repeat-containing protein At1g55630-like
Exons: 2
Coding region: 370-1803 (477 amino acids)
Biological process (GO): RNA splicing
Molecular function (GO): protein binding
Source: RefSeq, a predicted model, not a curated record